AUGCCUGGUGGUCAGAAGAGUAAGCUCUGUGCCCAUGAGAAACAUUGUCAGGCCCAAGGUGAGGCCCAUGGUGUUGAGGGUGUCCAGGAAACUGCAACAGAGGAUGAAGUGUCUCCCUGCUCUUCUCCCUUUGGGAGUUCUCCCCAGAGCUCCCCUGCUGCUGGCUCUCCCCAGGGGCCUGAGAGAGUCCCAUUAACCCCCACUGAUGUUGCUGGUGUGUCCUGCACAAGAGCUGCUGAAGGUGCAGAGGGCCAAGAGGAGGGAAAUCUAAGUUCUUCUGAGCCCCCACCCCCGACUGAGAGCUCACAAAGAGAUCCUCUCCGCAGGAGUGUGUGUAGGUUGUUGGACUUUCUGCUGGAGAAGUAUAAAACCAAAGAGCCCAUUUCCAAGGCAGAAAUGAUGAAGGUCAUCAACAAAAAGUUCAAGGGGCAAUUCCCAGAGAUCCUGAGGAGAGCCUGUGAGCAAAUUGAGGUGGUCUUUGGCCUCAACCUGAAGGAAGUUGACUCCAAGGGUCAAUGCUAUGCUGUUGUCAGCAAUUUGGAGAUCAGCCAUGAGGAAAACCUGUUUGGUGACAGGGGUUAUCCAAAGAAUGGCCUCUUGAUGCCUCUCCUGGGCUUGAUCUACAUGAAUGGUAACCGGGUCACUGAGGAGAAAAUCUGGGAAUUCCUGAAUGUUUUGGGUUUCUAUGAUGGAAAAAGGGAUGUAAUUUUUGGGGAUCCCAGGAAGCUCAUCACCAAAGAUUUGGUUCAGGAAAAGUACCUGGAGUACCAGCAGGUGCCCAACAGUGAUCCUCCACGCUAUGAAUUCCUGUGGGGUCCCAGAGCUCACGCUGAAGCCAACAAAACAAAAGUCCUGGAAUUUUUGGCCAAGGUCAAUGAUAUGCAACCCACUGCCUUUCCAGCCCCGUAUGAAGAAACUUGGAGAGAAAAGGAAGGGGGAGCGACAGCAGAGGACGGUCCCAAUGCUGCUGCAAGGGCCAAUUUCAGGGCUGAGUCCAGCAGGCCCUCCUUCCCCUAG
This is a messenger RNA of Orycteropus afer afer, 1017 nucleotides long. RefSeq names its product melanoma-associated antigen B2-like. Bases 1 to 1017 code for a protein of 338 amino acids. The transcript has a single exon. Gene Ontology annotation, biological process: negative regulation of transcription by RNA polymerase II. NCBI's taxonomy places the organism in Eukaryota, Metazoa, Chordata, Mammalia, Tubulidentata, Orycteropodidae. The record is from RefSeq and is a predicted model, not a curated record. Gene Ontology annotation, cellular component: nucleus.